CCACCUCCAUCCAAGAUGGCGGGUCUCUCUUUGUAUUACGAGGACUCCCAGGACGAUCUGGAGGAGUUCGGGUUUGAAGAAUACAACACAGACAAUGAAGGAGUAAGGAUAGCAUCGUUCUUGGAUUUGCCAAAUCAAGAUGAAUUGACUCCUCUUUCUAGAUUGGAGAAGUAUGCAGCUAGUACCAAUGUCUUUAACAGGCAGAUUGUUGCGCGAGGACUCUUGGAUGUUCUGCGAGCUUUUAGCGACGAUGAGCAAGAUUUCACGGCUGUUAUGGAGACUAUUGUUAGACUCUCUGAUGAUACAGAGCCCACUGUACGUGCUGAAUUAAUGGAACAAGUGCCACACUUAGCCAUGUUCCUCCAGGAGAACCGACCAUCUUACCCGAUGGCUUUUUCUAACUAUCUGGUGCCUGUUGUCAUUAGAUACCUCACUGACCCUAAUAACCAGGUUCGAAAAACAAGUCAGGCUGCCCUGUUGGUGUUACUGGAACAGGAGCUGAUUGACCGAGCUGAUGUAGAGCUAAAAGUUUGCCCAGUUCUGCUGGAUCUCACGGCUCUUGAAAGUGAUGACGAUUAUAAGAUUGAAGCUGUAGCAAUCAUUUGUAAAAUGGCCUCCAUACUGACCGGUGAAAUAACUGAGCGUCUGCUACUAUUUCGAUUUUGCGAACUGUGCACUGAUGGCAAGCUGUUCCAUGUUCGUAAGGUAUGUGCAACUAAUUUUGGAGAUAUUUGUAAUGCAGUUGGCCAGGAAGCAACUGAAAAGUACAUGAUCCCCAGGUUCUUCCAGCUGUGCUCGGACAAUGUCUGGGGCAUUCGGAAAGCAUGUGCAGAGUGCUUCAUGGCAGUGUCCUGUUCUGUUUCACCUGAGGUGCGCAGGGCUAAACUCUCCCCACUCUUCAUUAAUCUCAUCAGUGACCCUUCCAGAUGGGUCCGCCAAGCUGCGUUCCAGUCUCUAGGUCCAUUUAUCUCCACUUUUGCCAAUCCAUCUAGUGCUGGCCUGUAUAUCAAGGAGGAUGGUACACUGAGCAUUAGACAGCUGGACAAUAGCGUUGCAGAUGUCAGUGCUUCCUCCAGAGAUGCAUCUGAAAUUCAGAACCAAGGCGCUUUGCAGGAAGCCACUUCAUUAAGGAAGGAUGAAUCGAGCAGCAUGGAAAGCCUGCUUCAGCAAGAAGAGACAUCUGAGCCCCAAGGGAAUGUUCAUUUGAACUCUGAUUUGGACAGUAAUGAUUGUCAAAUGGAGAUACCACGACCUGAUCCUUCAAAUAGCACUUCUGUAUCAGAUGAUCAGGUAGCAACGGACAAUGCUGCUGAUAAAAGCAAAUGUCUCACUACAAGCGAACAUUUAGAAGUAGCAAUUGCUAAAGAAACUGGGAGGAUUUGCACCACAUCCCCUCUAGUAAAUGUGGAGCACUCUGUAGACAUGUUUAAUUCAUUUGUUUAUUGGAGAUCGCCUUUACCUGACAUCAGUUUUGACUUGGAGAUGCUGCAAUCAGUAGUAAAAGAGGAACAGCGAGAUCAGAAUGUCGGCUCUAUUUCAGGGACACUGUCUGAAGUUUCCACGGCGAGCAGUGAACUGGAGAAAGUGCUGGAGAGCUUGCAAGCACACCUGGAUGAUCCUGAUGUACAAGCACAGGUACAGGUGAUUAGUGCCGCACUUCGAGCUGCACGAUUGGAUUCUGCACCAGGAGAAGAAUUGUCACCUGAUGCUGAAAAUACAGAAGAGGUCCAGGCUAAUACAACACUCUUCAGUCCAGUACUUGCUGCACCCACAGACACUAUGUGCGUCAAGAGUGAUGUGUCGGUGGGCUUGGACACAACAGUUGAGGUUUCAAGGUCAUCAACAGAGCAUCUGGUUGAACGUUUUGAAUCUAAUGAAAAUGAACAGAUUAUGAACCUGAGUAGUAAGACACAUUGUGAUGCUGGGACAUUGGAGAUGGAACAUGACAACAGUUUACUUUUUGGUGAUGAUCAAUCAAAAAUCCAGGAUGUUAUUCCACAGCCAUUGCUGGACCAGUACCUGUCGAUGACAGAUCCCUCCCGAGCUCAAACCGUUGACACUGAAAUUACAAAGCACUGUGCAUACAGUCUUCCAGGUGUGGCUCUAACCCUUGGCAGGCAGAAUUGGCAUUGUUUAAAGAAUACUUAUGAGACUCUGGCGUCCGAUGUGCAGUGGAAAGUCCGUCGAACGCUGGCCUUUUCCAUACAUGAGCUGGCUGUGAUCCUCGGUGAUCAACUGACUGCAGCUGACCUGCUUCCUAUUUUCAAUGGAUUCCUGAAAGAUCUGGAUGAAGUGCGAAUUGGAGUCCUCAAGCACCUGUACGACUUCUUGAAGUUGCUGCAUAUGGACAAGCGACGUGAGUAUUUGUACCAGCUCCAAGAGUUCAUGGUAACAGAUAACAGCAGGAAUUGGCGUUUUCGAUACGAAUUAGCAGAACAGGUAAUUUUACUGCUGGAACUGUACAGUCCCAACGAUGUGCAUGACUACUUACGACACAUCGCUCUGUCACUCUGUUCGGAUAAGGUUGCUGAGGUUCGGUGGAUUUCCUUCAAGCUGGUGGUAGAGAUCCUAAGGAAAUUCUAUACAUCUGCUGCAGAGUCGUUAGCUGUGAACUUCAUGAAUGAGCUCACUCUUCGGUUUUGCCACUGUGCCAAGUGGACUGGGCGGCAGGCAUUUGCUUUUAUCUGCCAGGCAAUAGUGGAGGAAGAUUGCAUGCCUGUAAAUCAGUUUGCGGAACACCUUCUUCCCAGCCUGCUUGGUUUAGCUAGUGAUCCGGUCCCAAAUGUUCGAGUGCUGCUGGCCAAGGCACUGAGGCAUACUUUAUUGGAGAAAGCGUAUUUCACAGAGGCUGAUAACCCUCACGUAGAAGCUGUUGAGAAGAUCGUCUUGAUCCUGCAAUCGGACAGAGACCGUGACGUGCGUUAUUUUGCAAGCACUGAGAUCAGGAGCAACCCCGUAAACACCACCACCUUCAUAAACUGAGAAUGUUUCCAACAAAGUUGUCUGACUUCCUAACCACAUACAGUUGCUGAACUGGUGCUGGACCGGGUCGACACUGUCUCUGGCACACAAUGGAGGUGACAUGUAGUGGCAAAGAGACUGUUAUGUUGGUCUGCAGGCUGGGUCAGGACUGGAGGAUGCAGAGCACCUUCCUCUUUGUCAAAUACAGAGCUUUUAAUAACGAAGGAAAGAGGAUUCCAGGUUGAGCUGGUGUGGAACUCGCUAAUAGGUGGUGACUACAAGAGCCAUGUUUCCUUGACUGUUUUUAGAUCAGAAAACUAAUGUGGAAGUUCCUUUUUAAAAGCAUCCUUUGACACAAAUAUUUGUAUUUGCUAAUACAAUUGUAUUUCUACAAACAAACUAAUUUGGAAAUGAUUACAGCAUGUUAUCUUUUCUAAAAAGAAGCUGUACUUCUAACUUUCCUAAUUCUACAUAAAUUAUUUGUAUUAAUAUCCCCAAAUGACAUGCAUUUGUAAGUUUCAGAAAGCAGUGAGCACAAUGAUUUUUGAGUAUAGUUUAACUUUUUGAAAACUUGUUGAUAUCUGUAUUGUUCUGCCCCACUUCUCACGUGUAGAUAUUUUCCAUUUCUGCUUUGAAAGUCACACUGUGUAUCCAGUUGGUUGACUUCAGCUCUCCUUCUGGGACUAUGGCCUCUGAAAGAGAAGUGGAGCUUGUAUUCCUUUCACCUACGGGCUUCCUGGUCUGCCCACCCCAACUUCUCAAUGAACACCUGAGCCAGUUUAGUUAUUCAAAAACUAACCGGGAAGGUACAAGAGCACUUCAAGCCAGUGGAAGGAGAUUAGCCUGACUGCUACACUGGAGCAUUUUAAUUGUGUACAUUCACAAUGUAAUUGGGAACACUGGUUUUGAGUUUGAUGGCACUGAAAAUGCAACAAUACCUUUAAUGACAAGGUUAGAGGACUGGUAUACAUUCAGUUUUAACUGUAGUAAAUGUGAAGUAGAAUGAAUUUUAAUCUUCUUUUAAAAGUUAAUUUAAUUUCUUUUAUCCUUGGAUUAGCUGCUCCAUAGCUGCUGAAGGGAGUGUGAUGUGUGCUUGGAGCUGGAACUGCAGGAUACUCCCAAGAUAAAGGAGAGGUACAUUAAACCUCUGCCUGAUUAUUUGGUGCUGAAUUUGGCUGGAGGACUGCUGGUACCAGUCUGGGCCUGCUUCGGUAUCCACCACAGUUUCCACUACAGCUUCUUCUCUUGGAGACUCUACACAGUCAGACUUCAUAGCUCACUACAGUGGAUGGUUUCUGGGCAAUAGGUAUCAGGGAACAAGCCAUAGCUAGCUAGCUGUAGUGGGGACUUGGUUCUGCCUUUAUGAAAGUGAUGGCAAUGAUUUUACCCAGUAUGGGUGGAUUCCUCUUUUUGGAAAGGCAGUUUUGGGAAUCCCCUGAAUGUGCAAAGUUUCUCUGUCCUUGUUUGUCAUCUACUCCUUCUCCACACGUUAUGGUGAAACAAAUGGCCUGCAUCAGGAUUUCCUGCCUUUGCAAUUAUUUUAUUUUGAUGCCAACUUGUAUUACGAAGCAUUUUUUAUUGAAUGGUGUAUAGGAAUGAGGUUUUUGUAUAGUGUAAAGGCUGAUUAUAUUGUAACUAUAGUUUCAAGUUUGGGUUUUUACAAUUAACAUUAAAUACUGUGUUG
Molecule: messenger RNA, 4645 nt
Organism: Hypanus sabinus (Atlantic stingray)
Lineage: Eukaryota; Metazoa; Chordata; Chondrichthyes; Myliobatiformes; Dasyatidae
Gene: ppp4r1l
Product: protein phosphatase 4, regulatory subunit 1-like
Exons: 20
Coding region: 16-2982 (988 amino acids)
Biological process (GO): protein dephosphorylation
Molecular function (GO): protein phosphatase regulator activity; protein binding
Source: RefSeq, a predicted model, not a curated record